AUGAGAACUACUCCAUCAUCAUCAUCAUCAAACAACUCAACAACUUUGACAGAUUCAGCAAAUGAUUUGAGAAACUUCCAUUCUCCAACUCCUUACUUGUUCGGUGGGUUAGCACUCAUGCUGCUACUCAUAGCGGUAUCGCUACUCAUCCUAGCUUGUUCUUUCAAAAAGAAAUAUUCUUCUUCUUCUAAUAAUUCUUCACCUUCUGGUAGCGUUGAAGAAAAUAAUAAUAAUAAAUCAACAAAAAUAGUGAUGGAUUUAGAGCCUAAAAUUGUUGUGAUUAUGGCCGGUGAGACUAACCCUACUUAUUUGGCUCAACCGGUUAUUUCAUCAGUAGUUACAACCACAGUCACAGCUGCAACUACUGCAAGUUACUCGGAAAACCAAACUCCUUUAAACUAA
This is a messenger RNA of Arachis stenosperma, 402 nucleotides long. Its product is annotated as protein GLUTAMINE DUMPER 6-like. The coding region runs from base 1 to 402 and encodes 133 amino acids. The record is from RefSeq and is a predicted model, not a curated record. Gene Ontology annotation, biological process: regulation of amino acid export. The transcript has a single exon. NCBI's taxonomy places the organism in Eukaryota, Viridiplantae, Streptophyta, Magnoliopsida, Fabales, Fabaceae.